AUGAAUGCUCACUCUAAUUCCAUCAAUAUCCCAUUAUUCUCAACACCCUUUCUUCAACAAAACUCCAUCAAUGAUUUCACUGAGUUUGACUCGUUCCAAGACACUCUCUCCCAACUCAAUAACUCAGAAUUGAGCAGUGGUUAUAGCAGCUAUGGUGGAUCUUCUUCACCGAGCACUCCCAUCUUCAUGCAGAGAAGCAUUAGCAGCCAUUCCCUUCACCACAACAAUGGGACCCGCCGCCUUCCCCUCUCUGCUUUCUUCGCUGAAUUGCUCAACUCUGAAGACACUCCCGUGCGAAAAGUUUCCAGCACGGGAGAUCUCCAGAGGAUUAAGAGAAUGCAACAUAAUCAUCAUCAUCAUGUGGAUAGUCCAUUGUCUAGUGAAAGUAGUAUGAUCAUAGAAGGUAUGAACAGAGUUUGUCCAUAUAGCCCAGAAGAGAAGAAACUCAGAAUUGAAAGAUACAAAAGAAAGAGGAAUCAAAGAAACUUCAACAAGAAAAUUAAGUAUGUUUGUAGGAAGACAUUGGCGGACAGGAGGCCGCGAAUCCGAGGACGGUUUGCGAGGAACGAUGAUACCGAUAAGAACACUACGGUUCAGUGGAGUCACAUUGGUGGUGGAGAGGAAGAGGAUGAAGAAGAUGGGAAUUGGAGUAAUAUGUUUGAUUCCAUAGUUGCUGCAAAUCUUGUUCAUGAUGAGUUUCAAGGAAAUUCAUCUUUUGGUCUAUUGUAUUAG
Lathyrus sativus (Indian pea) is the source of this 732-nucleotide messenger RNA. The record is from the annotation of a GenBank genome assembly. NCBI's taxonomy places the organism in Eukaryota, Viridiplantae, Streptophyta, Magnoliopsida, Fabales, Fabaceae.